Xenopus laevis (African clawed frog) is the source of this 3761-nucleotide messenger RNA. RefSeq names its product importin 4 L homeolog (gene ipo4.L). Lineage: Eukaryota; Metazoa; Chordata; Amphibia; Anura; Pipidae. Gene Ontology annotation, molecular function: small GTPase binding. The coding region runs from base 124 to 3354 and encodes 1076 amino acids. The transcript is spliced from 30 exons. Gene Ontology annotation, biological process: intracellular protein transport; protein import into nucleus. Gene Ontology annotation, cellular component: nucleus; cytoplasm. The record is from RefSeq and is a predicted model, not a curated record.
CAGAUGGCGACCAACGGGAAAUCCGAGUUCCUUAUUGCGACUGUCACCCACGUGGACUAGACAGCUGUAGAGAGCUGCCGGUUCUGUUCUGUGGGCUAGGCGGAAUAUUCUUAUCCGGUCCUAAUGGCUCAGAUUUUGGAGACGAUCCUAACCAGUUUGCUGCAGCCGGAUAAUGCUGUUAUUCAGCAGGCCACAGCUCAGCUGAAAGAAGCUUUUAAAGAUCCACAAAUCAUACCAGCAUUGUUUGAAAUAUUGAGAGGAUCCCAAGAACUACAGAUCCGACAGUUUGCUGCAGUUUUACUGCGGAGGCGUCUCAACAAACAUUGGAAAGCAGUACAACCAGAGCAACAGCACAACUUGAAGAUCAUUGUGUUGGAAUCAAUUCAGAGGGAACCAGAACACAAGGUCCGGUAUGCUCUUGCUCAGCUGAUUGCGGUAAUCCUGAAGAAUGAGAGAUUGGAGCACUGGCCCGAGUUCAUCAAAUUUGUGCUGCAGUUGUCUCAUAGUGAUGUGCCAGACCAAAAACAGGUUGGCAUUUUGGUGCUCUGGUGUUCAUUACAUCUGAAGGCUAGCCUUUUUCAACCCCAUGUUCAUGAUUUACUUGGCCUUUUUAAGCAAACCCUUAGUGAUCUCAAUAAUGGACCUCUUAUUUACUACACAGUACAAUCUCUUACUUGUAUACUGCCCUAUAUAGUUGGAAAUGAAACUAAUUUAUUGAGACCUUUUAUUCCAAAAAUCCUAGCAGCCAUCAGACAGUUGAUCCUGGUUAACCAGGUUCAAGCUUGUGAGGCAAUGGAAUUUUUUGAUGUUUUGAUGGAAGAUGAGGUCCCUGUCAUUGUUCACUACAUAGCAGAUACUGUUCAAUUCUGUCUGGAGAUGGCAGUAAACACAAGUCUUUCUGAUGAACUCAGAGUGAAGGCACUUUCUUGCAUCAUGUGUCUUAUAAAACUUAAGAGCAAGUCCAUAAUCAAGCAGAAGCUGCUGCCGCAGAUUCUCAACUCCCUUUUCCCAAUCAUGUGUGCUGCGCCACCGGCAGGAGAGAUGGAUAAGGAAGACCAAGAAGAAGAAGACGAUGACAUUGAGGACAGUGUUGAGACACCUAAGGAAUAUGCCAUGCAGGUGAUCGAUAUGUUGGCUCUACAUUUGCCCCCUGAGAAACUAUUUAAAGAACUGUCACCUCUCAUGGAGCCUUGUCUUCUAAGUUCAAACCCAUAUCCUCGGAAGGCUGGCCUUAUGUGUCUGGCAGUUCUAAGUGAAGGUUGUUCAGAUUUCAUUUGUGACAAACACCUUCAGCCAAUGUUAAGUUUAGUAUGCCAGUCCCUUUCAGAUGACAAUCAGGUGGUCAGAAACGCUGCUCUUUACGCUUUGGGACAAUUUUCGGAACAUUUGCAACCGGAUAUCACCAAUUAUUCAGAUACGGUAUUGCCACUUCUUCUGGAGUAUUUCAGCCGUGUGGAUCCAUCCAAUACUGCUCAUCUUACUAAAGUCUUUUAUGCCCUUGGGAACUUUGUGGAAAACCUAGACGGUAAGAUUGAGGCGUAUCUCCCAACCCUUAUGGAGAGAAUAUUGACAUUUUUGCGGGCUUCCGAUAGUAACCGUGUGAAAGAGCUGUCAGUGAGCUGUCUUGGGUCCAUUGCAAAUGGUGCCAAGGAACUAUUGCUGCCAUAUUUCCCGUCAGUGAUGGAAUGUCUAAAAAUACAUCUAGUACAGACAGCGGAAGAAGGUAGACCUGUCCAGAUCCAGUGUCUUGAUACACUUGGAAUACUGGCUCGCACACUUGGUAAAGACACAUUCCAACCUCUGGCUGAGGACUGCUGUCUCUUGGGUCUUGGCCUUUGUGACAGAAUUGAUGAUCCUGACUUGAGACAAUGCGCUUACAGCCUGUUUGCUGCUCUCUCGGAAGUUAUGAAAGAUUCCAUCUCUGCACAUCUGGAAAAGAUGACAACACUGAUGCUCCUGUCCCUGAAGUCAAAAGAAGGAGUAGUGCUACAUUACAAUGAGAAUCGCACUUUCUUACUCUUUGAUGAUGAAGAGGAUGAGGAAGACGCUGAAAUUGAAGAUGAGGAGGAAGACGAGGAGGAUCCUGAUAUAGAAGGGUACACAAUAGUCAACUCUUACGUGGAUGAGAAGGAGUGUGCAUGCUUGGCUCUUGGGGACAUAGCAUACAAUGCUAGUGCUUCAUUUUUUCCUUACCUUGAUCCGUGCUUCCAAGAAGUGUUUAAACAUAUUGAGGAUCUACACGAGAAUGUCCGGAGAUCUGCCUACAGUGCUUUGGGGAAGUUUGUGCUUUCCAUGAAUAUUGUGUGCCAAAACAAUCCUAGUGAGACUAACACAGCAGCUCUGUUUUGUCUCUUGUCCCAUGUAAUGCCAUCAUAUCUGCAAGGGGCAAUGAAGGAUAAGGAGGCUGCUGUUGUGAUGGAAAUCCUAGAGGCCCUGAGUGAAGUGCUGAAAGAGAUGAAGGGCCAAUGUAUGUCAGAUGCAAAGCAACUGGAGGAAAUCUGUAUGGUCAUUAAAGCUGUUCUGCUGAGCAAGACAGCAUGUCAGGAUUGCGAGGCUGAAGAUGAAGAUGAUGAACAACAGGCGGAACUUGUGUGCAGGUUGAUAGAGAAUGCGGGGGAGGGAAUUCCCCUCCUGGCUACGGCAGUUGGUGGCGCUACAUUUGCUCCAUAUUUUGGUGAAUUUCUUCCAUUGCUGCUCAAUAAAACAAAAUCCAGUUGCACAUCUGCUGAAAAGUCAUUUGCAGGAGGAAUCCUGGCUGAGUCUGCUGAAGCCUUGGGGCCGGCAGUAGUGCAAUUUGUACCUCGCAUUUUCCCUGCACUGCUCUCAUUGGCGCGGGAUCAGCACGAGGAAGUCCGGAGAAAUGCUAUAUUUGGAUUAGGAGUGCUGGCAGAACAUGGUGGCCCAGUUAUGCAUCAACAUUACCCAAAGCUUCUUUCUCUUCUGUCCUCUGUAUUCUGCUCGGAGCAGAAAAGACAAGUUCUAGACAAUGUUUGUGGAGCUGUGAGCCGGAUGAUGUUAGCUCAUCCAGAUGGAGUCCCCAUUGAACAGGUAUUUCCAGUGAUGAUAAGUUCGCUGCCUCUGAGAGAUGAUUUGGAGGAGAAUUCUGCAGUGUUUAAGUGUGUUGCGUACAUAUAUGAGCGAGUCCCCCAGCAGGUUAUUGCACAGUUAAAAGACCUCACAAAAACAUUUGCUCAUGUUCUUGGGACAAAGGAAAUAAAACCAGAUACUGAAGAAACUAUCAUUCAUCUUCUGAGGAACAUGGUGCAGCUGUUCCCACAGGAUUUGCAUGCUGCUCUAGUGACUCUCCCUGAGGAGGCAUCAGCCAAACUGAAAGCAGUUAUUGGGUCAGCGUGAGAACCUGCUCUACUUAGUGGGCGCUGUAUGCUGUAUUUAUCUGCAAAUAUCAUGUAACACGCAGCUGCACUUAUUUUAUUUCUAACAUUGUGCCUUCCACAUCUGCUACACUCAGAAUCUGUGACACGCCAGUCAGUUAUCAUUCCUUGGUGCGUUUCUGGGCCACAGGAGAACUACAUAUGACUGGUACCAGUUGUGUUUUAAUUUGCUGAUACAGUUCACAUUGGGACUCUUCCUAUUUACCCAGAGGACUCUGCCUGGUCUGAUGCGGCACUCUGUUGUUUGUCCAAUAAGCAGGACUGUGUAGACAGGAAGGUUGAUGUCAUGAAUUUGUAAUUCCAGCAGCCUGAGCCUUGACAUCCAAACCAAAGCAAUAAAGAUGAAUUGGUACAUUCAGAAAUGCUAAA